AUGUUGCCGGGCUUGGUCGUCUGGGCGGCAGCGCAGAGCUGUGGGGUGGUCUUGCAGAAGAAGCUGGAAUGGGUGGAAAUCAUCGAGCCUCGAACCCGGGAGCGCAUGUACGCCAACCUCAUCACGGGGGAGUGUGUGUGGGACCCCCCCGCUGGGGUGCGGAUCAAACGCACGAAUGAAAACCAGUGGUGGGAACUCUUCGACCCCAACACCUCCCGUUUCUACUACUACAAUGCCACCACACAGAGGACAGUGUGGCACCGGCCGCAGAACUGUGAUAUCAUCCCUCUGGCCAAGCUGCAGACCCUGAAGCAGAACACGGAGUCGCCGAGGGCUUCCACGGAGAACAGCCCCGGGAGGAGCAGCAAUGUCAGCAGGGAGGGCAGCACCAGUUCCUCCCUGGAGCAGGAGCUGGAGGGCAGCGAGAAGGUGCAGGAGCAGAGGUCGAGCCGUCAGUCAACCCAGUAUGCCGUAGUGAAAGAAGAAACAGAAAGUUCAUCGCCUUCCGGAGUGUUUGAGAAAGAAUAUGACAUUUAUCGUGAUUACAGUGCGGAAGGUCAACUCCUCCACUACAGGACGUCGUCCCUGCGAUGGAACGCCGGCACCAAGGAGCGGAUGCUGAUCAAAGUGACCGACCGCGAGCCCAGCUUCCUCAUGCACCAAGGCAACGGCUACACCCCCGAAAACCAACCGGGCACCCGUUCGCGGCGACCCUCGGGGGGACAACAGUCGCCCAACCUACAAACCUUCGCCCCCGACACCGACAACUCUGUUUUCUUCCCGGAGAGGAAGCAGUCGCCCUUCUUGAAGAGGGCCGAGCACGUGGGCAGCUGCUCGCCGCUGCUCGCCCAGCACCGCAAGCACUCCAGCGAGUCGCAACCCUCCUCGCCCCGCUACGCUUAUGAGCCCCCCCUCUAUGAGGAACCCCCCAUGGAGUACCAGGCUCCCAUCUAUGAUGAACCCCCUGUGGACAUGCAGUACGAAGCCAGCGGGAGCUACAAAGCCGGCUCGCCGCAGAAAUCACCCAUCCGUAAACCUCACCCCUUCCUGCAAUCGCCCAAGCAAGGCUCCAACUCACCCUACCAGCAGUUGGUGCUCACCAAACAGAAGUGUCCCGACCGGUUCAUGAGCCUGGAGUACAGCCCCGCCGGCAAGGAGUACGUCAGGCAACUGGUCUACGUCGAGCAGUCGGGCUCCAGCCCCAAGAUGAAGACGGGGUUGAGGCACAAAUAUUCCCCCAACCCCAUCGGUGGCUCCUACUCGCUGCAGCACAGCCCCUGCCUGGUCCGGGACCAACGCUUGGAGAUCAAAUCGGGUGACUACAGCAGCAUGGAGGGACCCGACUUCUGCCCUGGCCCAACGGGUGGCCAGGUGGCCCAGGGCGAGGACUCCAUGUCGUGGUCCAGCCAACAGGACACUUUGUCCUCCACCGGCUACUCACCCUCCACCAGAAAGAGGAAAAGCCGAAAGCCUUCCCUAUCGCACGACCCCAACGCCUCCUCCACGGAUGGCUCGGGGGACCGGGAGGUGUUGGGCGAGCAGAUGCUGGGUGAGGAACGAGCCACCCCGGGACCCAACAGGUCACCGAUGAACCGUACGGAGAGCAAGGCGGCGGAGGCGGAGGCGGCACGGGGCUUCCCCGAGCCCUUUUUGGCACAGGCACGCCUGGCUUGGGAAGCCCAGCAAGCCCACUACCAUAUGAAACAACGGAGCAGCUGGGAUUCCCAAAAGGACGGUUCGGGCUACGAGAGCGACGGUGCCCUCCCUUUGCCCAUGCCGGGUCCGGUGGUGCGAGCCUUCAGCGAGGACGAGGCGUUGGCGCAGCAGGAGAACAAGCACUGGAAAAGGAACACCUUCGAGAAGCUGGGCUUCCCCCAGAUCCUGCUGGAGAAGAGCGUCUCCGUGCAGACCAACCUGGCCUCCCCCGAGCCCUACCUGCAUCCAUCUCAGUCAGAGGAUCUCGGUGCCUGCGCCCAGUUCGAGAGCAGCAGACAGACCAGGAACAUGAUGCCUAGCGCCAGCUGUGUCUUCCCCACCUUCAACCUGCGGAAGCCCUCCUCAGAGACGGACAUUGAGAACUGGGCCUCCAAGCACUUCAACAAGCACACCCAAGGGCUCUUCCGCAGGAAGGUGUCCAUCGCCAACAUGCUGGCCUGGAGCAGCGAGUCCAUCAAGAAACCCAUGAUCAUGACCAACGACCGCAACGUCAAGAAAGAGGCGUGCGAGAUAUUUAAACUGAUUCAGAUGUACAUGGGGGAUCGGCGGGCCAAGACGGACCAGCUCAACGUGGCCUUGGAGAUCGCCACCAAAGGCUGGAGCAUGCAGGGUCUGAGAGACGAGCUCUACAUCCAGCUGUGCCGGCAGACCACCGAGAACUUCCGUUACGAGAGCCUGGCCCGGGGCUGGGAGCUCAUGGCCAUUUGUUUGGCCUUUUUCCCACCCACUCCCAAAUUUCAUUCCUACCUAGAAGGAUACAUUUACAGGCACAUGGAUCCAGUGAAUGACACUAAAGUGACCCAGCACAUUAAAGAAAUCCUGGAAAGGACCAAUAAGAAGAAACCCAAAUUGAGAAAGAAACCCAAGCCCUAUAUCGAAGAGCACGAUGCUUCUGGCGCGUGGCGCCACUGGAGACCUUGGCCGGAGUUCAUCCAUGGCUCCAUCUGCUGUCUCCAUCAUGCGAUGGGCUUUGGGCUCUGGAUGCGUGGCAACCAGCCCUGGAUGCUCAGCCGUGGGGGCCUGAAGAAGCCGAACAUCGAGGAGAUUCGCCAUGCCAAGAACGCCGUCUUCAACCCUUCCAUGUUUGGCAGCUCCCUGCAGGACAUCAUCAACAUGCAGAAGGAGCGGUACCCCGACCGGCAGCUGCCCUGGGUGCAGACCCGCCUCUCCGAGGAGGUCCUGGCGCUCAACGGGGACCAGACCGAGGGCAUCUUCAGAGUCCCCGGUGACAUCGACGAGGUCAACGCGCUCAAGCUGCAGGUGGACCAGUGGAAGAUCCCCACCGGCUUGGAGGACCCCCACGUUCCUGCCUCCCUGCUGAAGCUCUGGUACCGGGAGCUGGAGGAGCCACUGAUCCCCCACGAGUUUUACGAGCAGUGCAUCACUCACUACGAGAACCCCGAGGCGGCCAUCGCUGUCGUCCACUCUCUGCCCAGGAUCAAUAAAAUGGUGCUGUGCUACCUCAUCCGCUUCCUACAGGUGUUCGUGCAGCCAGCCAACGUGGCCGUCACCAAGAUGGACGUCAAUAACCUGGCCAUGGUGAUGGCCCCCAACUGCCUGCGCUGCCAGUCGGACGACCCGCGGAUCAUCUUCGAGAACACCCGCAAGGAGAUGUCCUUCAUCCGGGUGCUCAUCCAGCACCUCGACACCAGCUUCAUGGAGGGCGUCCUAUAG
This is a messenger RNA of Haliaeetus leucocephalus (bald eagle), 3390 nucleotides long. RefSeq names its product Rho GTPase activating protein 39 (gene ARHGAP39). Gene Ontology annotation, molecular function: protein binding; GTPase activator activity. The coding region runs from base 1 to 3390 and encodes 1129 amino acids. The record is from RefSeq and is a predicted model, not a curated record. The transcript has 12 exons. Lineage: Eukaryota; Metazoa; Chordata; Aves; Accipitriformes; Accipitridae. Gene Ontology annotation, biological process: signal transduction. Gene Ontology annotation, cellular component: cytoplasm; cytoskeleton.